CCUGACUCUAAAAGCUCUGCAAAGGAGUGGAGCGUGUGUUUCUUUGCUCCAAAUUCGUCUUCUUCGAGGCAAGCGCGGGCACGAGAAACGAGGCUUCAGUUACGGGGCGUUGUCAUUCUGGGGGAGGUGGAACGCCAGUUCCCAGAGCUCUUCCAUCGCCACUUGUGUUUGAGGUCGAGUCCACUUGCUAAACAGGUCCCAGACCAACGCAAAUCCGAUCCGUGCAUUCCGAACAGGCUGAUACUGAGAAGGAGCCUGCGAACGUGAACGAUACUUUCAUGGCUUGUACACAAGUGGCGGAUGUUCAAAUAUACGUUUGAUUCCACUAUACUUGCAGUAGCUUUCUUCCUCGUCUUCUGCGUGGAAAAGAGCACUCUCCGUUUACUCAUCUCACAAAGACCCAAAGGACUCUCUGCCUGUGGUUAGGGGCAUGUGUUCCUUCAACAAGACCCAUACGGCAAGUUAUCAUGCUUGCAGUGUCAAUCUGACAACAGCAGAAGCGAGACUCUCUGCAGCUCGCACACUCUGCCGUUUUCGUCUCACAGACAAAGCAACGAGAUAACAAAGAUUCCAAGUAUUUGAAAGACUCCGUGGGUCAUAUGGAAAUCGAGGGCAAAGGGACGCAAGCAUCGUGACUACGAACUGGCGUAUGGACGGCCUUAGAGAGUUGCCGCAUCUGUUUCCGGAAAGUGAGGAAGCCGGAGUUGAGUGCUGUGCGUCAGAUUCCCGACGGCAUCGGCAACGAAUGCUUUUCAUUUUUCACGACUGAUCUUUCGCACAGCACUCUCAAGGGCGUGCUGAAAAGCUGCGAAUUAAGCGGGAAGCAAGUACGAUUUCCAUGGGUUCUCGGAGCUGAGCGUCGGGAGGCAAACGGUCCAUUUUGAGACAAGGGAACUGGAACGGUGGAUUCCCGUGUCACGUGUAGAGUCUGUCGAGUACUGGCUGACCUUAACAGUCGCCGGCGAACACGCGAAAAAAGGACCUUGCUCUGAUGAUCUAUUUGCACUGAGGCAAUACCUUGCCUGUUCAAAGAGGAAUGGAUUUUGCACUUAUUUGAGUGCUGUGCUUGUCGUGAGACUCGAGAAAAACGCGGGACUCUGAGGCUCCUGUUGAUGGCCUCGAAAGUGGAGGGGUGACGGUAGGAUCACAGGAAGAAUCGUCAAAAGAUAUUCCCACAGCAGGGCGACUCUGCAUAGGAGCGCCCGAACGCUUUCCGGUCUUGUUCGACUUCCGUCGUCACAUUCAGUGUCAUUUGUGUCAGCAACUACGACCACCACCGGCUAGGAGUAUUGAAAAACGCGUCUACCUCGCCGCUCUCUUUGACGGGUCUUUUUUGCCUGAGUGUCUCGUGCAGGCCAUCGGCAUAAGGUAGGAUUCCCGAUUUCCUCCGGGUACUUUGGUCUCAUACCAGCGGUAGAAGUUAGGUUCUGUAGCACAUCACUGAAUCUCAACCACUAGAUGCAGGUACACAUAAGUGGACAUUGUUCAGCAUGUUUAAUCGAGGAGGUGGCGUCUAGAAGACACAACGAAGGUUCAGCUUAGAGCCUCACAAAUAUGCAUAAUUUAAAGUGGCACGGUACGUACGUUGUGAAGUUAAGGCGUUACAUCUUUCGGAGAGGUUUCCAAGCGUUACUUCGAAGCUUAGACUGACGCGAAUGCUCCGGCGGACACAUCGUUUGUCUUUUCACUUAACUUCUUCGACAAAGGGCUUUGGUGCCUCGUCUGUGGUUCGUCGUUCGUGUCAGGGAGCCGAGAGACAGUUUGUUCCCUCUCUACCAUAUAAAUUCGUGUGAAUAUAUACACCAGAACUACAGUGUGUUACUCACUUGUUCCUGAACAGGAUUCAGCUAGUAACGGUAGGUCAUCAUCAGAAAUGACACGUGAGCUGGGGUAGGAUCGUCUGGACGCAGUUUGUUCCCUAUUUGCCAUGUCACGUGUUUCUACAGCAAACCUACAGUGUUCAGGCUGACGAAUUCAGGGUCCAAAACUACAUAGCACUCAACAGCGACUCCGUCUUCCAGCUUCCAAAUAAACUUUAUAUGAAAAUGAGCGCAUGUAAAGUCGUCGUGAAAAAGCCAUGAAACACGGAUAGCGAGACACCGUUGACGAGCACGAGAAUCGGUCACUCGUCCGACACCUCCAGAUUCCGUGAAUUUCUGUGGCAAAGCUCGUUUCUAGAAGUUAGACUCGGAAAAACCCCCUGUUCUGCAAAAAGGCGACACCCGCGAAAACACGUCACAUGUUGGAUAUGCCUGUCCCGUCGAACCCCCUUUCGCAGGCUUGUGCGAGGGGAAGCUGAGAGUGUCGCGUAGUGUUGAAGUCGACGAAAAGUGGGAGCAACACCCUCCUCGUUCGACCUUCAGUCGCACCCGUUACAUUAGCAAUUAUCCUUAUUAUACGGUCCUCAGAAAAACGCAGCGUUCUCUGUCUUGGCGUGACAGCCCCUCGUGUGCGGAGGCAAGGGGUACCCAUGACCCGGGAGGCGUGUCUCCGCGAUGUAGCUUUUUCUCGGGUGCGUCGAGUGUUUGCCCUUCGCAGAGUGACAAAAGCUCCCUUACCCCAAAGGACUUCUCCAUGCCAGCUUCUGGAGAAGGAACGAAACUGGGAGAAGGACGGCAAGAUCCUAGCCAAGGACCUUUUCGGGAUCUGAGCCGAAAGGUUGAGAGACAGCCGCAUGCGUGCCGCACCCCCACUUCCUCAAACUCGACCCUUUUUCGGACGCGUCCGACCGGCCUAUCCGUGCGCCGACCCCGGGAAAACGCGCCUUUCUGGUAUAUACCGAAACACCGUCCUUUGAGUCCUUCAGUGGAAUUUCUCAGGUGUGUGCAUUCUUGAGAACCCAGGGAUCCACUCGGGGAGCUUGGGGGACACGACACCCGCCAAGAAAGGCGGUUUCUUCUGGUGUCGACGCGAGUCGUCAGCGCGGUUCGUGGUGCCCUCCUCUCGAGAACCCUUGCAGAAAAGUGUACGAAGGCUCGAAGUUUUGGAGAUCGAUGUGUUGCCUCUCUGUCGCCUCUCGCCUGGACCGUGUCGGUUUCGAGUUUGCUGGCCCCGCGUGCAGUUCUAGCGGAGAUGCGAGGGUUUUUUCUGUUGUCUGAGCUCUCUGCAUUUGAGCAUGAGGAGUCCGAAGCUGCGGCAUGAGCAGUUGCUAUUGCAUUUGGGUUUGCGGAAUGAUGCUCAGCCCAGCCUGUGACGAGCCUGGCUCUUCUCGUGUCCAUCCGGCCGAGUCGUGUGGUUUCUCCGUGUACAGUCUGCCGACUUGCUUCCGGUGAACCGUGGAGCUCAGGCACGUGGAAGAGCUGUUUCCAUGACAUUUUCGCGUCAUUGCGCCUCCCGGUUUCCCCGUUCUGUGUUGCCGUCUUUGUUUUUGCCCGUGUUCCGUGUGUGUAUGAUCGACACAGGGUUCGUGUCACCGCUUACUCGAAGCAGAGGUCUUCGGUCUUCCGGAGAGUCCGACCUUUCGCCUCGAGAGCUCGUCGCCUGUGCCUGCGUCUCCCCUGUUCUCCUCGCUGCGCCGGCUUGUUUUGCCUCCUUCCCCUCUGUCAACUUUGCCGCUUCCCUCCCUCGUGAACACGCCAACAUGUCCACGAAAGGCCGCGAACUUUUCGACACUCCAACGAGUCAAGCCGACAGCGGCGCGGCGCCUCCACCCUCCUCCCGCUUACCUUCCCGUGGUUUCUCGUGUUUUUCCCCGGCUAGACAGAAGAAAAAGAAGCCUCUCUGUGUGGUGUCGCCCCUCCUUGUUGCGUGCUUGCUGCUCGCCCCCGCCUGCCUCCCCUGCGGGGCUGAGAAGGCAGAGAGGCAGGCGAGCGUACCUCUGUCCUCCUCAUCCCGCGCGCCGCGCCACGCGAGAGAGAAAAAAGGACGGAAGGAAGAGCCGAAGCUGGUGCAAGCCGUCUCGGGGGGCGGGCAAGUCGGCCAGCACGAGCCAGAGCUGCCGUUCGAUUCCAUUUCCGUGGACCGCAGGCGAGGAGCCCGCGGAGUUGCGGCGCUCGCGGCUUUCGACUUCAAUCCCGACGAAGAGGGCAGUCGCGAGCAGCGAAGAGAUAGCUUCUUUCUGGCAAGUACCGAAUUCCGCUUCCCCGACUCUUCGCUGGCAAAGCCAGAGAAGAACGCGUUGUGCCGAGACUGGCGCGUUCCCCACCCCUUUCUCAGCAAAGAAGCCGCGAAGGAGUCGCUCCAACUGCCCCCUAACCUGAACGUCACUGCCGUCCUUAUGCCGUUUUACUUCUACGAUGUCGACAACCGGGGAAACUACCUGAUUCUCACAAAGUUUUCCGACUUUGACAUUCCGGUGAUUCGCAGGCGCCUGUCGAAAUCGGACAUUCGGCUGUUUUUCCGUUUCAAGAAUUUGGCGUGGUUCGGCCGGCUCGCGCCUUCGCCGAACGCGAAUUCCGUGGUGGUCUCUGACGCCGCGGGGAUUGACAUGGCCAAAGUGGUUUUCCAUGGCGGCUUGUCAGUGGCGAAGACCUACGUGCAGGCCAUGACAUCGACGAUCGACGACAUAGGGAUCCGGGUUUCAGAAAUUCACAUUAUCAAUGUGCCGCGCGCUGCCGCGUGUCUCCUGAAGGUGGUGCAGAGCUUGUCGCCGUCGGAAAUCAAGUUUUUCACCUACACGAACCGCCAGGAGUUUCUGGACAGAGUGGGCGACGUGAUCGGAAGGCAGCAGCUGCCGCGCCACUUCGGCGGAACGAACCCGACACGCAUGGACAAGUCCAAGCUGGAGAGUUGCUUCACCGAGUUUGUCAGACAACUUCGCACGGCGCAGACAAGCAUGGAGCCGACAGAUGACGCCGAAUCAGACACGACCUACGACCAGCAGAUGGAAAAACGGUUUCACCAACUCUUCGACUAGCGAGGGACGCCACAUGCACCGUCAGGAACUUUGACAUGGCGCGGAUGUAGGAGAGCAGUGGAGGAAGGGAAAAGCGAAGUUGAGGAGCGAGGAUGCAGACGUUUAGGCAGUGGAUGUCGGCGCAUGGAGAGCGCUGUUCACAUACGGCAAAGCCCGCGCCACGCGCAAGCUGUAGAGGAGAAGCACGGCAGGUGGAGUCGGAGUGCCCUUUGCUUUAGAGGAACGAGAGCUGAACAGGGAUGAGGGGAACAGCCGUCGCGUAGCGCUUUGUAUACAGGUGGCAAGAAAGAGGAAAUUACGUCAUUGCGAGUUUCUCCGGGGUUCGGUACUCACUUUCAGUGGAGCCUCGAUUGUCACCGAGAUCACGGAACCGAGAAGGCGUACAGCUUACUUUUGUCAGACGUUUGCGCCUUCUGACUGCGGGGUAAAAUCAUUAAAAAGGGCAGCAGAGAGCUAUCGUAACGCAAUCAAAGGUGAUAGUUCGUUGUACUCGCACUCUCACAAUGCUCACUUUUCGAGCGACAUGGCUUUUUGUGGUCUAGGAGUGGAGUAAGGCGAUUUUUUUUUGGUGUUCCAGGUAGUCCGCAUCACUCGGUUUCUGUCUGCCAGACGGGCCUUGUUGGCUUACUCGGCGGCAGCCAAGGCAAGCUUUAAGUGAGAGCUGUUUGUCUACGCGCUUGGAGAGCACUUGUCUGAUGUUUGUGCCAACGGGUCUGUGCUUUCAGUGUAAUCGAGGCGCCGAGAGGUGACGUAGAGUGUUCAUAUGCUUCGUUGUGAGCCGCACCGCUUCUAUAUCCAUGUUUUUUCCAUGAACAAGCAGGGCAAAUUGGCAGCGUGCUCGUGGGUGUUUCUCUCUUUCUAAGAGCCCUAGACGUAAAACAAAGCUGAGCGGCCACUUUUUUCUGUGUGCAAUUUGUGUGUACGCGAUACUACUUAUGCGUUACCCCUUCUGCGCAGUUUUGGAACUCUCCCUGUGAUGGCACAAGCUGUAGAUUCAUGUUCCCCUUUUCGAGCACUGUGAAUUCCGCUUUGUUUGUGCUCGUUCUUUUGCGCAGUAAGCAGUUUUUGUGCGGUAUGCGUUGAAAGUCCGCGUCACGGAAUGGGUGUACCGAAGUUUCAGGGAACAGGAAAUACCUUCCCCUAGUCCAGAACCGUUUCCGUUCAUGCUGUAAUCUUCACUCCGU
Toxoplasma gondii ME49 is the source of this 6039-nucleotide messenger RNA. RefSeq lists its product as hypothetical. The transcript is spliced from 2 exons. The coding region runs from base 3308 to 4855 and encodes 515 amino acids. The record is from RefSeq and is a predicted model, not a curated record. NCBI's taxonomy places the organism in Eukaryota, Apicomplexa, Conoidasida, Eucoccidiorida, Sarcocystidae.